Molecule: messenger RNA, 876 nt
Organism: Trichosporon asahii var. asahii CBS 2479
Lineage: Eukaryota; Fungi; Basidiomycota; Tremellomycetes; Trichosporonales; Trichosporonaceae
Exons: 1
Coding region: 1-876 (291 amino acids)
Molecular function (GO): metallopeptidase activity
Source: RefSeq, a predicted model, not a curated record
AUGCUUGCCCUCUGGAGCCUUCUAUCGAUUCUCGCCGUCACCGGCGUUAGCGCCGCAACCCCCGACGAGGACCUCAAGAACCGUCCCAUCAUCAACAGCUACCCUAAUGGCAAGAUCGACAAUGACCUCUUCUCCACUCUGCAGAACCACGCCAAAGCCCCUUGGCAGUGGGUUUGGCCCGACUCGAGCCAGAACGUCAGGGACUCCAUCCCUCGUGCUUGCUAUGACCACGCCCGGCGUGAGAAUCUCGACCCCAAGGACGUGUCCGUUUAUGACCUCAACCACGAUGACUGCGGCCUCACCCACCGGCUGUGUCGCCACAAAGACGCCAAAAUGUCCGUCGAGAAGGUCGCCGAGCACGUUGGCAGACUCCCCGCUAAGCUCCGUGCGCUGGUUCAGAACAUCUUCAUUGCUCCUGGAGCGGAGAGUGCUUACUACUCUGGUAACAUCAUCCUGUACCGCGGCGAUCUGAACCUGGGCUCCCUGUACCACGAGUUCGGCCACGCCCUCGACGACCACUGCCCCUUCCCCGAUAAGAAGAAGCUGGCCCACGACACUCAGGCCUGGAUCGACGCCUUCUACAAGGACGACCACGUCACGGAUGAAUACGCGAAGAGCAACCAGGGCGAGAACUUUGCCCAGAUCACCGUCCACAGCCUGUACGACCUCAAUGUCCCCGGCGGCAUCUCCAACCUCGGCACGCAGACCGACGGCAGGAACAACUGGGACCUCUAUGACGACGAAAGGCACGCCCAGAUGCAGUACUGCAAGGAGUACCUUGCCGCUAAUAAUGGUGCCAACUGUGGCAACGUCAAGGAUGACUGGGACUUUGUCAACAAGAACACUGGCGAGAAGGUUGAGAACCCCUACGUCUAA